AUGGCAGCCAAGAUCACAGUCGGUCAGGUUCCGGCCAUGUUUGCCCGACGUCAGCAGAAGGUGUUCGGUGUCGGCAGACGCCUGCAAUCCACCUCUCCUACAACCCAGAACCCCGCCUAUCCCCUCUACCCCUCCGUCGCUCAGCUCCUCCGUGAGAAGGGCAUCUCCAAGUCCGAUGUCUCCAAGAUCCCAGCCUCGGGCCCCAAGGGUCGUCUGUUGAAGGGUGACGUGCUUGCAUAUAUCGGCCAGAUUCCCGCGGACUACCCGUCAACCCAGGCCGCCACUCUGGCCAAGCUUUCCCACCUCGAUCUGAGCAACAUCAAGAUCGCCCCGGCCCCGGCCCCGGCCGCGCCGGCUGCGGCCGAAGAGAAGAUUGCCGCCGAGCCCUUGCCCAUGACUUCCGUCGCGAUCUCCAUCUCCCUGGCUGCCGUGCUGUCUACCCAGAAGAAGCUCCAGGAUAACUUGGGUGUGACGGUCCCGCUGUCCCGCUUCCUUGCCGUGGCUACAGACCUUGCCAACGACGACCUGCCCCGCUUGGCUAGUUUCAAGCCCUCCGCCGAUGAGCUUUUCGAUGAGGUUCUCGGUGCCGAGCCGAUCAACACAUCACGCGGUGAUUACGUUCCCGAGGUGAACGCUUUCGAGGCUCCUAAGACUGUCCGCUCUAAGCCUGUCACCGAGGACCUGAUCGAUUUCCUUAGUGCUAAAUCGUCCAAGAAGUCUGUCCCCCCGGCUUCGGUUGAGGGCUCCUCUGGCGUUGCCUCCAAUGUUUUCAGCUUGACCAUCCCUGUUGGUGAGGAGGUCCGCGCUAAGGAAUUCCUGGCGCGAAUCAAGACUCUUCUCUCAGUUGAGCCGGCGCGGUUGGUGCUUUAG
This is a messenger RNA of Penicillium samsonianum, 870 nucleotides long. RefSeq lists its product as uncharacterized. Gene Ontology annotation, biological process: pyruvate decarboxylation to acetyl-CoA. Gene Ontology annotation, molecular function: dihydrolipoyllysine-residue acetyltransferase activity. Gene Ontology annotation, cellular component: pyruvate dehydrogenase complex. The transcript has 2 exons. Lineage: Eukaryota; Fungi; Ascomycota; Eurotiomycetes; Eurotiales; Aspergillaceae. The coding region runs from base 1 to 870 and encodes 289 amino acids. The record is from RefSeq and is a predicted model, not a curated record.